CCGAGCGCGCAAGUAAAUCUUCGUUUUGUUUGUUGCUCUUUUCGAGGAUUCUGCCGGCGAAUAUGAAACGCAACAGAGACGAGGCCAAGGAGGAGCCAGCCGCCAAUCCGGUUGGUCCCAGUACCACCAAUGGCACAGACGCCACCGCUCCGGCAGCGGGAACUUCGUCUGGUGCAUCGGCGGCCGCUGCGGCUGCCGCGGCUGCCGCGGCCUCGGUUCGCACAACUGGCCGGGUGAAGAAACCUAAGCAGGUUUACGAUCCAUCCGACAACUAUAUAUCCCGAGCUAGCAAUCGCAGCUCUAUUGGCAGUGGCGGCCCAACAGCGCCUGCAUCGGCCGCAGUGGCCAGCAAUGAAGAGUCGCCACCCGCAAAUGUGCCGGCAGCCGCAGAGGCUAACGAUUCGUUGGAAUCGAAUCCUAGUCCCUCCACAUCGGAGAAGCAGCAACAGCAAACAUCGCAGACGCUCCAGCCACAGCAGAGCGGCAAAUUCGACACGUGCCAGAAGUGCAACAAGAGCGAGCCCAAACGAGGAUCUGGCCACAAGAGCAACUUUCUAACUUGCAAGACCUGCAUGCAAAAAUGGCACUUUCCUUGCCUUGCAGUAAAUUUCGAGAACCUGGUCCUAGCCCGAAAGAAGUACAAAUGCGAGAAGUGUCGCUAUUGCAACGUUUGCAACAUACGCGGACGCAAUAUUCCCAUUUGCAGUGUGUGUGCCGAGGCCUACCAUCCGCACUGCAACAAUAAGGCUCUUAAGCCUAGCACCAAAACCAUCGAGGUUGAUCCCAAAUGGAAGUGUUUCCGUUGCGAGGAAAUCACUGUCAUGAACCACAACAACAAUAACAGCACCAUUAACAAUACCAGCUCGUCCGGCGGAGAGCAGCCGUCGCCAUUGGUUAAAAAGACAAAUGCGGGACGCAAGAAGCGCAUUCUCUCCGAUCCCACUGGACAGAAGAAGCCAUCCAAGCUAGAAAGAUUGGAGAAAUUGGAGAAGCUGGAGAAACUAGAGUUGCCGGUCAAGCCUAAGCAGGACAAGAUAGAUACGUCAGCUAAGCAGGACAAGCUGGAUAUAUCGGCUAAGCAGGACAAGUCGGAUAUAUCGGCUAAGCAGAAGAAGCUGGAGAAGCUAAACAAGCCGGAUAACUUAGACGAGACUGAGGAGCUUGAGGAGCCUGAGAAACCGGAGAAGCCAGAGAAAGAAGAGAAGCUGGAAAAUCCUAAGGAGCCGGAGCCGGAGAACGAGAAGGAGCGUAGCUCGCCAGUAACAGUGAAACGAGAACCAGAGGAUUUUGACCAAGAGGAUAACAACCAAGAGAAAAAACAAAAGUUGGAAGAACAUGAGCAGUCCCCAGAGUCGCCAAAGAAUAGUUCUUUCUCAUAUCCAUCAACAUCCUCAUCAUCACCUGCAGCAGGAACUGCCGCCGCCAUUGUGGACAUCAAGAAGAACCCUGUAUCCAGCUGGACCGUGGAACAGGUUGUCCACUUUGUGAAAAAUCGCUAUCCCAAUGAGGCGAACGUCUUCCGCUAUCAGGACAUCGAUGGCACCUCCCUCCUGCUGCUCACCCGCCAAGAUGUGAUGACCCGCUUCGGCCUGAAGCUGGGACCGGCGCUUCGCAUCUUGGAACUAGUCUUGUCCCUGCAGAGUCAAUCCAAUGACGUGGCCGUCGCCUGGGUGGAGUAGCAUCUGGUCUGUCCGCCGUUAGCCAUAGCUCCUAAGAAAUAUUAACAAACAAACGACACACUGCUACCGGAAUAUACGGAAUAUUCCUCUAUCUCAUCAGUUCACACCGAUUCGCUCUAAGUGCUUAUAUUAAGUCUUUAGGCGAUACUUAUAUUUAUAAUUUAUAUAUGCUAUAUAUUCGCAAAGAACAAUGCGUGCAUUUUUUUGAAUAUUAUAUUCAAUUCAAUAUUUUUUUGUUUCCUAUAAAGACAAGUUAUGAAAACUAAUUACUUUUAAGUUCUACCUUAAGAUGAAACGUAAUCAA
Messenger RNA from Drosophila serrata, 1983 nucleotides. RefSeq names its product L(3)mbt interactor in ovarian somatic cells (gene Lint-O). Gene Ontology annotation, biological process: negative regulation of DNA-templated transcription. NCBI's taxonomy places the organism in Eukaryota, Metazoa, Arthropoda, Insecta, Diptera, Drosophilidae. The record is from RefSeq and is a predicted model, not a curated record. Gene Ontology annotation, cellular component: nucleus. Gene Ontology annotation, molecular function: histone binding; chromatin binding.